AUGAGUAAAAAACUAUCAAUUCUGUGCUUCGGCAACUCCCUGACGGCAGGAUACUAUCAUUUCGGACUUGAAUACCAUCCAUACGCAUGGAAAUUAGAAUCACGGCUUAAAUCUGCGUUGCCAUCCCACACCAUCCGGGUAGACGUGGAGGGGCUCCCAGGGGACAAGGUAAUCUGUCCCCCGGGGUGCUUCUUGCCUCGACUUCAGCAAAUGUGCGCAAAGACCUCCUAUGAUUGGGUGAUAAUCCUUGGUGGGACAAACGAUCUUGGAUAUGGGUAUCAAUGCUCUAAGAUUUUCUCGGCACUGAAAGAUGCCUGGGAAGUGGCUCUCAAUGCCGGAGCGCAUGUCUUGGCCUUGACUGUACCUGAAUGUUCUGCUGUAAACAAAAGACUGGACGCGUCUCGAGAGGAGCUGAACUCGAAGAUAUUAAGCCAUUCGUGUGAAAAAUUUCAUGCGUUUGACCUCCACAAGGAGGUGCCCUACCACAGCGCCACAGAGGAGUUGAAGGAGAAGCUAUGGGAUGACGGUCUUCAUAUGACUUCGGAUGGAUAUGAUUUGGUUGGUAACCUAGUUGGGGAUCAUUUGUUAGGACUACUUGGUUUGUGCGAUGGAGAAAUGUAA
Molecule: messenger RNA, 621 nt
Organism: Aspergillus tanneri
Lineage: Eukaryota; Fungi; Ascomycota; Eurotiomycetes; Eurotiales; Aspergillaceae
Product: SGNH/GDSL hydrolase family protein
Exons: 4
Coding region: 1-621 (206 amino acids)
Molecular function (GO): phosphatidylcholine lysophospholipase A1 activity
Source: RefSeq, a predicted model, not a curated record